AGCGUGGGUGAGUAAGCCCAGCAAGCCAAGGGCAGCCUUGAGCCUUCCCCUUGCCUGCCCUCCCCUGUGGGGGCCAGGAUGCUGAAGAAGCAGUCUGCAGGGCUUGUGCUGUGGGGUGCUAUACUCUUUGUGGCCUGGAACGCCCUGCUGCUCCUCUUCUUCUGGACACGUCCAACGCCUGGCAGGCCACCUUCAGAUGAUGCUCUUGAUGACGAUCCUGCCAGCCUCGCCCGUGAGGUGAUCCGCCUGGCCCAGGAUGCUGAAGUGGAAUUGGAGCGUCAGCGGGGGCUGUUGCAGCAGAUCAGGGAGCACCAUGCUCUAUGGAGCCAGCGGUGGAGGGUGCCCACUGCAGCCCCUCCUGUCCGGCCACAUGUGCCUCUGACCCCACCACCAGUUGUGAUCCCCAUCCUGGUCAUUGCCUGUGACCGCAGUACUGUCCGGCGCUGCCUGGACAAGCUGCUGCAUUAUCGGCCCUCAGCUGAGCACUUCCCCAUCAUUGUCAGCCAGGACUGUGGGCACGAGGAGACAGCCCAGGUCAUCGCCUCCUACGGCAGUGCAGUCACACACAUCCGGCAGCCCGACCUGAGCAACAUUGCUGUGCCACCUGACCACCGCAAGUUUCAGGGAUACUACAAGAUCGCACGGCACUAUCAUUGGGCACUGGGCCAGAUCUUCCACAACUUCAAGUUCCCAGCAGCUGUGGUGGUGGAGGAUGAUCUGGAGGUGGCUCCAGACUUCUUCGAGUACUUCCAGGCUACCUAUCCACUGCUGAGGGCCGACCCUUCCCUCUGGUGUGUGUCUGCUUGGAAUGAUAACGGCAAGGAACAGAUGGUGGACUUGAGCAAGCCUGAGCUGCUCUACCGCACAGAUUUUUUUCCUGGCCUGGGCUGGCUGCUAUUGGCUGAGCUCUGGGCUGAGCUGGAGCCCAAGUGGCCCAAGGCCUUUUGGGAUGACUGGAUGCGCAGGCCCGAGCAGCGGAAGGGGCGAGCCUGUGUGCGCCCUGAAAUCUCAAGAACAAUGACCUUUGGCCGCAAGGGUGUGAGCCAUGGGCAGUUCUUUGACCAGCACCUCAAGUUCAUCAAGCUGAACCAGCAGUUCGUGCACUUCACCCAGCUGGACCUUUCAUACCUGCAGCGGGAAGCCUACGACCGGGAUUUCCUUGCCCGCGUCUAUGGUGCUCCCCAGCUACAGGUGGAGAAAGUGAGGACCAACGAUCGGAAGGAGCUGGGGGAGGUGCGGGUGCAGUACACAGGCAGGGACAGCUUCAAGGCCUUUGCCAAGGCCCUGGGUGUCAUGGAUGACCUCAAGUCGGGUGUCCCCAGGGCUGGCUACCGGGGCAUUGUCACCUUCCAGUUCCGGGGCCGCCGCAUCCACCUAGCGCCCCCACAAACCUGGGAUGGCUAUGAUCCUAGCUGGAAUUAGCAGUGUCUGCCUGUCCCUCCUGGGCCCCUUCCUUGCCAUAUCAUGAGCUGGGAUGGGACCACAGUCCCCAGGCUGCAUUGUCCUGUCUCCCUCUCGGGUCCAUUUAUCUUUUUUUUUUCCCUCUCUUUUUCAAGUGGCAUUCGAGUGCACAGAUGAUAAAGUGAGGGUUAUUAUCCUGUUCUCAAGGGAGUCAGAUCAGGGCAGCCAUUCUGGAGUAUGUUGGGUACCACUGUGUGGUAGGGGGAGACUUGGGCUUGUUGGAGCCGGAAGUGUCCAUGUCUUGACUUUUCUCCUAAGGCAUCUGCAGAGAGGUUGGCACUCUUGACUGGGCCUCUUCUCCCUGACCUAGCCCUUCUAGCCAGGGCAUGAGUCCUCCUCCUGCACCUAUUGCCUUCCUCACCUUCCCCCAAUGGGGGGUUGGGUUAUGGGAGAAGAAGACAUAUUUAUGGCCAAAAUGAGACUAACCAAAGGGUUUCACCAUCAGGAUCAGGUUAGAGCUGUUAGGUUGUCAGGGUUUACUGCCUCCCGCCCUUCUCCUUAUCCCUGACCUUCUCUCAGCUCUUUUCCUGCAGCCUAGCAAUUUGUGGUUCUAAGAUGAAAAGUGGAAGGGGAAAAGCAAGCCCUCUCCUCAGCUCAUGCCCAGCUGUUGGGAGGAAAGGUGAUGGGAGGGCAGCCUCAUUGUGCUGGGGCAACUCCUACCUUGUCUUGCCUCAAAAAUACAAUCCCCUCCCCGAUCCUUUCUAAAAAUCAGUCCCCUCCCUGUCGCUUUAGGAGGGUUCCUUGCUGGCUUGGUCAAAGACAGAAUUAGCUCCUGUGUCCCCUUUCCUCCUAGGGUUUGGUGCACAGGCUCCUCCCCAGGAGAAGGGCCACACUCAUGGUGACAAGGACGUGACCAGGAUGACUCUGGGCCUGGACCAGGUGCUGCCCAGCCUGCCACCAUCCCCCCAAGCAUUCACAUGUCCUCACAGGCUUGGAUGCAGGUGGUAGGUUGGAGAGGAAUUUGUGUGUUUUUGUUUCUUGCCUGACCUCAGUUUAAUGGAGGAAAGUGGAAACUACAGAAUUAUUUUUAAAAAUAAAGGCUGAAUUGUGUGGAAAAUA
Molecule: messenger RNA, 2520 nt
Organism: Galeopterus variegatus (Sunda flying lemur)
Lineage: Eukaryota; Metazoa; Chordata; Mammalia; Dermoptera; Cynocephalidae
Gene: MGAT1
Product: mannosyl (alpha-1,3-)-glycoprotein beta-1,2-N-acetylglucosaminyltransferase
Exons: 1
Coding region: 79-1422 (447 amino acids)
Biological process (GO): protein N-linked glycosylation
Cellular component (GO): Golgi apparatus
Molecular function (GO): alpha-1,3-mannosylglycoprotein 2-beta-N-acetylglucosaminyltransferase activity
Source: RefSeq, a predicted model, not a curated record